GAUUCAUACUUACUAAUUAACGAUACGUUAAAGCCUAUGCCUAUGCCUCUGCCCCUGGAACGGAAAUAUAUGCAAUGGCUCCCGUUUUGGUGUUUCUCAUCAUCUUAAUCCAUCUAUGCGUUAUCAUAUUCAUCCCUGCCGGUUGCUGUGGUUCGAUACUAACCUCGGGAAAAAACUCAAAGUUCACAGCAGUCCUGGUAUUUGGGGACUCCACCGUCGAUACUGGCAACAACAACUACAUUGUGACCGUUGCCAAGGGCGACCACCCACCUUAUGGUCGUGAUUUCCCCGGCCACAUUCCCACGGGAAGGUUCUCCAAUGGGAAAUUAGUUCCCGAUUUCAUAGCAUCGUUCCUUGGGAUCAAAGACACGGUCCCCCCAUUCCUAGAGCCCGGCCUAUCAAACAAGGACCUGAAAACAGGGGUGGCCUUUGCGUCCGGUGGGUCAGGGUAUGAUGAUCUGACGACAGUGGUUUCUGGCGCGAUCCCGGUCUCCCAGCAGCUCAAGUACUUCAAGGAGUAUAUUCAAAGGCUGAGGAAUGCCGUAGGGGAUAAGGAUGCUGAGAAGAUAAUUGCAGGUGCGCUGGUGAUCAUCAGCGCAGGAACCAAUGACUUCAUAUUGAAUUUCUACGACAUCCCUACGAGGAGGUUGGAGUUCAACAUCAGCCAGUAUCAAGAUUUUCUGCUAGCAAGAAUCUCAGACUUUGUAUCGGAGCUGUACAAGCUGGGAUGCCGGAAGUUGGUGAUAGCCGGGUUGCCACCGAUGGGGUGUCUGCCCAUUCAAAUGACGUUGAGAUUUGCAGAAAUCAAGGAUCGGAAGUGCGUUGAGGAUGAAAACAUGGAUGCUCAAAUCUACAAUCGGAAGCUGGCAAAGCUCUUGUCAGAGAGACAAGCAGAGCUGCUGCAGAGCAAGAUUGUAUAUGCUGAUGCCUACGAGCCUCUCAUUGAUAUGAUCCACCAUCCCCAGAAGUACGGGUUUGUCGACACAGAUAGGGGGUGCUGCGGGAAGGGAUACAUUGAGGUGGGUCCCCUGUGUAAUGGAAUCACCCGGACGUGUGAAAAUGCAUCGGAGUACCUAUUCUGGGAUGCCAUCCAUCCCACCGAAUCAGCCUACUAUUACCUGAUAAAGUACCUGGAGAAGCAGGUCCUUCCUCAGCUGUUGUUUCAUCCAACAUCCCAAACGUGAUUUGUUGGCUCGCACACACCCGAUAAACAAACAACUUCAUGAUGAGCUCCAUUGCUUUGUAAAAGAAUUAUGCAAUCUAUCCAAUCAAUGCUCUACUCGCUUAGCUUCACGUGCAUAUGAGAAUUCAGAAAUCAGAAGUAACACGAUUAGAUGGCUA
Molecule: messenger RNA, 1341 nt
Organism: Punica granatum (pomegranate)
Lineage: Eukaryota; Viridiplantae; Streptophyta; Magnoliopsida; Myrtales; Lythraceae
Source: RefSeq, a predicted model, not a curated record